Peniophora sp. CBMAI 1063 is the source of this 1044-nucleotide messenger RNA. The record is from the annotation of a GenBank genome assembly. NCBI's taxonomy places the organism in Eukaryota, Fungi, Basidiomycota, Agaricomycetes, Russulales, Peniophoraceae.
AUGGUCGAUUGGCGGGACCCUGAGACCAUGCUCAUGCAGGCCGGGGCCAUGAGCAAGGUCAUACACGUCAUGGAUGGGAUCUACAUUUGGGACUUCUUAUCUACCUGCCGAUACGAGGUUGAGCUUUUUCGAGGGAGAAUAUCUUUCCGCUGGACAGUGUGGCUCUACCUGGGGUGUCGCUUCUUCACGUUGGCUGAGGUCGCCUCCGACCUCGCGGGCUUCAACAUAUCCACUCGCUUCAACUGCAGACUAUGGGUAGUGCUCAUUGACACCUUUGCGUAUACCGCGUCCUCAUUGGCCAUGGCGUUAUACGGCAUCCGGACGAUCGCGAUCUGGAAACGCGAGCCGUACAUCAUUGCUAUGAUUAUCGUGAUUAUGAUAGUCAAUGUUGCCCUCUGGAUUCGCACGACUAUACUAAUGAAAGCAGACUGGGACCCAACCUAUAGUACAUGCUUCUUCAUCAACACCGAAGUUGCAUUCGCAUCCAUCAUGAGCGUUCUUGCUUCUCAUGUCAUACUCUUGACGGCUAUGGUCGUCGGUAUCUUGCGGCAUAAACCCAGGUGGAGCACGCUAGUAUGGAGGUUCGGGCGCGAGGGCGUCUGGUGGCUAUCUAUGUCUACAUGUGUAUUAAUCGUGUGCGCUACAUUCUUGGCGCUGGAUCUGAACGACGUGAUGAACUUGAUGUUCCAAACGCCAACCCUCAUCUGUAUUACUAUCGGUGCAACUAGAAUCUUCCGAUCCAUCUACAUCGGAUACUCUGGCGACCUCUUCCAGUACGUGGAAACCUCCGUCGACAACCGGGGUAAAGUGCAUUUCCGACGACGUCGGAUGAGCGGGCCGGGAUCGGUGCCUGACUUGACCGUCCCGUUGGACGACCUCAACGCCGAUGAUCGCGAGCGCAAGCGCUUCGUGGAAAGGUUCAAAGCGCGAGAUAUCAAGUUUGGAGAUGGCACCGCCCGCGAUUCGCUGUCUGGCAUCGAUGGUCUUGAGCCUGCUGAUGUGAAGAGUACUGAUCUGCCCGAACGGUCGUCGAGAGCGUCCUAG